AAGAAAGUUUAAAAAAGUCAAACUACAACUCCCAGCGCCUUCUGUUCAGUCACACGUGACGUGACGACCAUCGAGCGCAGCGUUCGACUCUGCAAGCCGCGGGAAUUGUAUCCAGAGCUGGAACUUUUGUGCCUUCAGUAGUUAUGCUGGGGAUGAGAAAAUAAAUGCAGAAGUUCAAAUAUUUAUUUUUUGUUUAAUAGCAAAAUGGCCCACUGUUCCGAAGCUGUCGUUUUUCGAAGAGAUGACGCUGAAAGAGGUGGACCUGCGUCGUUUGCAGAGGACGACUCGGCACUUGUGAAGGCAUAUGAUAGCGCUGUCCGGUCUGUUCAGGCCCAACAAUCUGGAGAGGACAGUGGCGAUGGGAAACAGGACGACCCAGAGAGCACAACGCUGCAAGCAAACACGCCUCACAAGGAAGCGUCUGAUGCCUCCCAGUCCGCCUCAAAGCAGCGGUGGACGGUGGGGUCCAGCUGCCGGUGCAUGUGGUCGGAGGAUGAACUAGUGUAUCCAGCUGUUGUCCUCUCGCUGGAUGGGGAGCGAUGUCGGGUGCAGUUUGAAGGCUACGGUAACGAGGAGGAUGUUGACUUGAGCGCUUUGCUUCCUGCAAUACCUGAACAGCCAUGGAGAGAGAGACGGUGGGCCUUGGGCUCCCAUUGCCGGGCGGUGUGGUCGGAGGACGGGCUGGUGUACCCCGGCGUGGUCGUGUGGGUCAAGGGGGAACAGUGCCGGGUUCGCUUUGAUGUCUAUGAGAAUGAGGAAGAGCUGGAGCUGUGUGCCUUACUCCCUCCCGAAGAAUCCCAGACGGAGGAUGAAGCGGACAAUCAGGACCAGGAAGAGACUCCAGGUGAUGGCAGCAGCAGCAACAGCUCUGACUGGAGGAGAAAGGAUGGCAAAGCUAAAGGCACAAAGAUCCCGGAGAAAUCCAGACAUGGGUUCACAUCUAGUAAGCACCAAGGUGAAGAGGAGGGGAAGAAGACCCGCAGCAGAGGAGGGGCAGGACACUGCCCCCCCUUUCCCUUCCCGCCCCCAGGAAUGUCCCCCAUGGGGCUCCCGGAUGCCCCGAUGUUUCCCCCUCCUCCCCCUCCAGCCUUCACCUGGCCGGCAGGUAAGGCAGGUGUGAUGGGCUGUGAUGAGCCAGAGGAUGAUGUGGCCUCCCUCUCCAGCAUGCUGCUCUCCUGGUAUCUGUGCGGCUAUCACACAGGCUACUACAUGGGUUUGCAGCAGGCAAACAUGAGUCUGGACAUGGACACCAAGAAGAAGAAAAGAGUGAAUGGAAUGGAGUAUGCGCUGAAGACUGAAGAAUGACCUAUGAACUUGGUUCAUCAUGUCUCCAUGACGACAGGAUUAAAUACACCAACUCCAAAUACAGAUUAUAUGACAUGUUUGUGGAUGAAUUGUUGGAUUUUGUUUUUGUUUUGUGUACAACAGGACUUUAAAACACAGCACUUUUUGAUAUUUUUUUUUUGUAGCACUUUUUCAAAAAAUAUGGUUUGGAAGAUCAGUAUUUGAUCAAUAUUUCUGAGUGGCAAGUGUUAUUAAUGUGUGGAUGCUGACCGGAUGUCUGACAAGGACAGCAAGUGUCUUUACGGUGCAUUGUCAGAUUUGGGAAUUUAAAACGUGUACAUGAAUCUAUGUAUUUGUCCUGUUCUUGUUCUCAUUUGUACGAUAAACAAUUGAAUAAACUGUUUGUCCACUGUU
Clupea harengus (Atlantic herring) is the source of this 1698-nucleotide messenger RNA. RefSeq lists its product as uncharacterized. Gene Ontology annotation, molecular function: RNA binding. Gene Ontology annotation, biological process: mRNA processing. The record is from RefSeq and is a predicted model, not a curated record. Gene Ontology annotation, cellular component: cytoplasm; nucleus. NCBI's taxonomy places the organism in Eukaryota, Metazoa, Chordata, Actinopteri, Clupeiformes, Clupeidae.